ACAAGCAAACUUAAGGUCGUUUUUCAGGAAUAAUUGCCUAAUCUGAGUUUAAUUUUCUGCCACUUGUUUUACUGAUUUCAUAGGGUCACCUCUUUAGGCCUCCAAAAUUCACAUUAAUUGAGAUCUUUUAAGCCAUUGUGUCUUCCCCAAACUGUCCUUUGUUCAAAAUCAAACCCUUAAGAGAACCACCAGGGAAAGCUUUUUAAAGACUUCCUCUUUCCUGUGAGUUAUUAGGGAUGACAAACAUAAAAAAUAAAAACAAAGGGUUGGUUUGCCUUUGCUCUUAGAAGAAAGAGAGCUCAGUCCAUCCCAGGUCCCAGGACUCCUCAGGCUCAGCCCAAUCCCCAGCCCCCUCACCCAGACAUCAGCCCCUCCGGACCCCAGGGGCAAGCACCAGCUAAUUCCAAGUGGGGGGCGGAUCCAGUUCCAGUAGAGGGUGGGGUCUACUCUUCCGUGCAGCAUACAAUGAGGCUUGGAGGGACAUCUGCGCCAGGACACUCCGAAAAAUGCUAGAACGGAGAGAGACUGGGGGGAGAAGCAAAGCGGUGCUCAUUCGUAUCUCCCAGCCAUUUUUCUUGGCAGCCUUCAACAGAAAGAGGAAACGAGCUCUGCAAACUCAGUUUCGAUUUCUCAAAUCUUACGUGGCAGGGAGGACCCAGCAGGAGAGCUGGCUCCUGAGCAUUAAAAAAGCUGGACAGAAGCAGAGACUUAUUCAAAGGGGCAACCUGGUCUUGCAGAAAUGGAACCCUCUCAGGACCUGUAUGAGACCCCUGCAGACAGACUUGACGCCUUUGUAGAACAGAGCCUGCAGCCCCAGAGGGACUGGAAGGAGGAAGUGCAGGAUGCCUGGGAGAGAAGCCAGCGGUUCUUGAGGGAUCUGUGCUUCCAUGAUGAGCUGGUUGGAGACCAAGAAAUCAGAGUGCUGAAGGUGGUGAAGGGCGGCUCCUCUGGGAAGGGGACAACGUUGAACCACAGCUCUGAUGUAGAUUUGAUCCUGUUCCUGAGCUGCUUCUCCAGCUUCCUAGACCAGACACUGCUCCGUGGGUCCAUCAUAAACAUCAUCGAGGAGAAGCUGGAAUACUGUAGCAGGAGCCUGGCCUACAACAUCACCUUGCCCCAGCACAGAGAGAGAAGCUGGUCUGCCCGCUCCCUGUCCUUCCUGGUCCAGGCCAAGAAGAGCAGUGAUGUCAUUAAAGUGGACGUGCUCCCAGCUUUCGAUGCUCUGGGAAAUUUUUCCCUGGACUCUAAACCAUGCCCGGAAAUCUAUGAAAACUUAAUAACCAGUGGCGGCCGCCCUGGGGAGUUCUCACCAAGCUUCACGGAGUUGCAGAGGGACUUUGUGAAAAGGCGCCCUAUUAAGCUCAAGAACCUCUUGCGGCUGGUGAAGCACUGGUACCUGCAGUACUUGAAACAUAAAUAUCAAAAGGUAGCAUUGCCCUCCAAAUAUGCGCUGGAGCUACUGACCAUCUACACCUGGGAAAUGGGUACAGAUGAAAGUGAGAACUUCAACCUGGAUGAAGGGUUUGUAGCUGUGAUGGAACUCCUCAGAGAUUAUGACAGGAUCUGUAUAUAUUGGACCAAGUACUAUGAUUUCCGAAAUGAGAUUGUCAGAAACUAUAUCAAACAACAAUUGAGGGGACCCAGGCCCAUUAUCCUGGACCCAGCUGAUCCCACCAACAACCUGGGAAUGGGAAAGUGUUGGGACCUGGUGGCCAAAGAAGCUGCUUACUGCCUGGGGCAGGCCUGCUGCAGCACUGAAGAUUCCUGCGAUGACUGGCACGUACAGCCAGCAAGGGAUGUCCAGGUGACGGUGAAGCAGGCAGGAAAUGGGGUCUGCAAACUCUCAGUGGACCCCUACAGUCCCAUCUGGAAAAUGAAACCGGAGAUCAAGAGGACUUUUGGUCUCACCGGGAAUCAGCGUCUCUCCUUCCAGGAGCCGGGAGGGAAGCGGCAACUACUCAGCAGCCAGCGGACCCUGGCAGAUUAUGGGAUCUUCUCUAAGGUGAAUGUCCGGAUGCUGGAGACCUUCCCUGGUGAGAUCCAGGUCUUUGUGGAGAACUCCAGUGGCCAUAGCAAGCCUUAUGCCAUCUACCCUGAUGACUCUGUCAGAGAGUUGAAAGAAAAGAUUGAGGAGGCUGGAGGACCUUUCGUGGAAGAUCAGAUACUAAAGUUUCAGGGUCGGAAACUGAGGAAUCAUUGCAGCCUCUCAGACCUACAUAUUGAGGACUGUGACACCAUCAUGCUCAUUAGAAAAUGAGUGCCCACGAGUGCCCAUGGUCAGGCUGCUCGUGAAGUAGACGUCCAUGGCGGGGUCUCCGCAUCCCACUCCUUUCUACCCAGACUACUGUCCUCAUCUGAAGCAUAAAUGUGAAUGUACCCCUCACCUGUUUCAAAUCCUCCAAAGACUCUUAUUACCCACAGAAUAAAGUUCCAGUUCCUUUGCUUGGCAUUUAGGGUCCUUGAUAAUUUAGCCCUUGCUUACCCCCUUAAUCUUUCCUCAGCACUCUCAGAGCACACUGGAUGUGCCCAAACACAUGUAAUCCCAGAACACUGAAUGCCGAGUCAUAACUCCAUGACUUUGAGUCAGUUUUCCUUUCCCCCAUGUUUUCAUCUUCCGACACUCAAACCUCUGCGUUUCUCAAAGUAUGGACUCCAGACCAGCAGAAUUAGCAUCAGUUGGGAAUUUCUUAGAAAUCAAAAUUCUCAGCAACUAUUGCAGACUUACCUGUGUCUGGUUCUCUGGUGGUGGGACUCAGCAAUUUGUGUCUUAACAAGCCUUCCCAGUAAUUCUGAUGCCUGCUCAAGUCUGAGAAUCACUGCUAUAAGCCCCAUACAGCUGACCCAGUCAUCUUCUAACCUUACCCUGCCCUACACCCAGGUCAGACUUCUGUGAAAGCACUUGGGACCCUCAUUGUGUUCCUUUGUUGAAUCAUCAAUCCCCCUCGUCUAGUGAGAUGAGACAAGAACUGAGUCUUACUCCUAUGUCCCCAUUGUCAGGAAUGGUGUCUAUCUGGCACAAAUGCUUAACAUGUGCUUAUUGUAUAAACAAAUAAACUAAAGAAUGACUUUGAA
Messenger RNA from Hipposideros armiger (great roundleaf bat), 3072 nucleotides. RefSeq names its product 2'-5'-oligoadenylate synthase-like protein 2. The coding region runs from base 740 to 2257 and encodes 505 amino acids. Gene Ontology annotation, cellular component: membrane; cytosol; nucleoplasm. Gene Ontology annotation, biological process: negative regulation of viral genome replication; defense response to virus; regulation of ribonuclease activity. The record is from RefSeq and is a predicted model, not a curated record. NCBI's taxonomy places the organism in Eukaryota, Metazoa, Chordata, Mammalia, Chiroptera, Hipposideridae. The transcript has 6 exons. Gene Ontology annotation, molecular function: protein binding; double-stranded RNA binding; 2'-5'-oligoadenylate synthetase activity.